AUGGAAGUUGACUCGGAGGCCACAGAUCAAGUGCAUCAACGUCAGCUUCGGAAUAGAAAACGACUGCGCAGCCGGCGCUUACAUCCUCCUGGACAUCAGGCUGACUCGGAGGAACCGAGCCGACUGCGUCAAUCGUGUGGCUCUUUAGCCUCUGAUAGGAUUCAGAUCACGAAUAGGACAAAUGGCACAAUGAAAGAAAUUGGACCAACUGACAACGGGCCUGAUAGUCGCUUAGAGCCCGAAAAUUCCGUGGCCCUAGGAAAUGGACUCGAGUGUAUGGAGAUAGAAUUAGACGAAUCAACUAGGAGAGCUGACCGCUCUUGUUUAACUCGAACGGCAUCCGAGGGUGACACAUCAUCUGGAGUUUCUAUGAAGAUGCCCCAUAUCAGCGCACCUGAGACUAACGACGGCUCUAUAGACGCUGCAGAGAUGCGUUGCCUCCUUAGGCAGGUUCAGUUUGGUCGCAGUUUGGUUGGUCUUGUGAAGCAGGUGCGCUCGAAAACGGGUGGCUUGUCGCUAGAGACUGAACCUAAAUGCGAUGCUUGCAUCACAAAUAUUGGAUUUCAGGCACAAAAUCUUGAUCAGAUGACGGUUAUUGAUGGAGCACAUAAUUUGCCUGCGACGCCUGCAUUAGAACAAGGUCUUUACGCCCUUGAUCAGUCCUUCGCUGAUCGCAAGUUUGUUGAAGCUCAGACGUUAGGUCAUUUCCUUCUUUACCAUAUACCACCUUGGCGUUUGGCUCGACUUGAAGCUCAGCUUGAAUCUGCCUGGCGGGCUCGCCUUGAUCGCCAGUUGUAUCCUGAGGGCGGUAGUACUGGCCUGGGCGGUCCUCCAGCCAGUGGAGGUGCAAGUGGAAGUGGCCCUGCCAGUGGGAAUGGGACCCUGGGAUUUGAUGGUACCGGUGGAGAUGACGGCAACAGUGGUGCUGCAAGUAGCGACUCGACAGGUAUUACUGCCGGAGGUGGAAGUGCGGCUGGAGAGGCGGGCUCAGUACGUCUAAGAUGCAGUGAUGGAUUGGAUGGAUGUGGCAGUGGAAAUGAAGAACUCGGACUUCGGUCAUUGUAUGGCCAGCAUCCGUCGUCUAGACGGAAUUGUUCAGCGAUUUUGGCUACCAAUCUAGCUUCAUCUGGUGUCUCUUCUCCUUCCUCCUCAUCCACUUCUUCCUCAUCUUCUUCUGGUUCCUCUAGCACAAUCCGUGAAUGGGGUAGCUCGCGAGAUAAAAUUGACUCUACUGGAGCCCACGGAUCAGUCCUUGUCCUCGAGAACCCACUUGGCGGAUCUGGGCGCCGCGUUAUAGUGGAUGGGGGUGUUGUAGUGGCUAGCUUAAUUUCGCAUGAUAGAUCAACAGGAAGACAAGCUGAAUCGAGAGUGAAUUCAGUUUAA
Messenger RNA from Protopolystoma xenopodis, 1383 nucleotides. Lineage: Eukaryota; Metazoa; Platyhelminthes; Monogenea; Polystomatidea; Polystomatidae. The record is from the annotation of a GenBank genome assembly.